GCCAGUGAACGUGACCGCUCAGAGGGCGGGUGCUGCCGACUGCGCGGCACAUGUGAAUCCCAUCGUGCCUCUGGAGGCAAAUGCCAUGUCACUCUUCAAGCUUGUUUUGUCAUUGUGUGUGACCUCAGUCAAACAGAAGAGAAGUCCAUAAGGUCAGUCACCUGGCACGCUCCCAGGGUAACCACUGUUAACAGGUAUGUAGCUUUCUAGAUGCUUCUGUGAACACGUAUGCAGACACGGGGAUAGCAGUUUUCUCAUAAAAAUGGAAUUGUGCAUCCACACUUUGGCACAGCGCACUGACCGGUCCCACUGGUGCACCCUCUUCGGUUUAAAUUGUGGUAAAGUCUAGGAAACAUAAAGCUUACCAUCUCAACCAUUUUUAAAUCUGCAGCUCAGAGGCACUGAGCAUAGUGACAGUUUUGCAGCCGUCCCCACCGUCCAUCUCCGCGCUGCUUUGUCCUCCCAAACAGAGACUGUCCCCGACAAAUGCUAACCCUCGUCCCCCCCUGGCGCUGUCUCGGCUACCUUCCUUCUGUAUCUGUGAAUUCAGCGUUUCCGGGCUCCUCAGGUUAUAGCAGGUCCUCAAGCUUGCUUGCUUCUCAUUGCUCGGUAUUAUUCCUGUGAGCGUUCCGCUCGAUGGCCCUGAAAUACGUGAUGGUACAGGAGUGUCGCUUACUUACCCAGGAUGUUGGAUGUUUAGGCUCCAGUUUCUUGUUAUCAGGACUGUCAUGGAUAACACUGCAGUGACCAUUCUGUGUGUGAAUCCUUGCACUGCGGUGCAAGCAUGCCUGUAAGAUUUCGAGAACUGAGCCUGCAGUGGGGACCUGCCCACUCUGCCCCAUCAGCAGCAGUCGACAGGGCCCCUCUUCUGGUGCUUGUCAGUCUGCAAGAUUGGUGUUAGGACUGCUUGCAUCCAAAUCCCUAGGGUGCUUGCUUAAAUGCACGUGCCCAGACCUGGAUCAGAACUAUGGGAGGCCCUGGAAUGCGUGGUCUCCAAGGCAUCCUGGUGCCCAGCAGAACUGUGUUCGGGGCUGUAACACUGAGUGCCAUUUGCUGUGGGAGACAGAAUUUCCACAGCAAGCUUCCUCUGCUGGCUUCAGACUGGUGGGCCAGCUGCGUCCCCCAGAUCACACCUCACAGGGCACUGGUGACCGAGGGACCCCAGUUACAGGAAGCCACCUCUGCCCCACCAAACAUCUGCCACUGAAUUCGUGGGUCAGUGAGGCACGGUGCUCUAGACCCUCCAUCUCUCCAGGCCAUUGAGUAAAAGUCCUGAGCAUGGGUCAGAGACCGUUCUCCUACUGCUUGGGAGGGCUUCAUGGGUGAAGGGGGCUGUUGCUGUCCCAGGGUGGGGCCCCAGCCUCAAAACAUCCUCAGACCCUCUGAGGUGAGAUCAGGACAUGGGCUUCUCUCCAGGUGGGCGCUGGGCACUACAGGGGACCCAGCUGGCUCUUGGCGCUGGGCAUGCAACAGAGCAGCUACAGGUUAAUUGAUGGCCCCACGUGAGGGGGUGAGGCCCUGCUGGCUGCCAUGCAACCCCCAUCCCUCACCCCAUCAGUCUUGCUCUAUGGAGACGGCCCCAGCUCUCAGUGGAGGUGUGCCCAUGGCACUCUGGGAUGGCAGAUGGAGUGUUGCCACCAUUUUUGGAAAACAGUUCUGCUACACGUUCAACCAGGACCGGGCCCUGGAACCACCAUCCUGACCCAGCCCUGGACACAGAGAGGCUGUGGGGUGCACUUCCGGGGGGGGGGUAUCUUCCAGCAGGGAGGUGGUGGCACCCUGAACAGGAAAGCACAGUAUGGUUUGUGGUCCCAGCAUCCCAGAUCCCAGGUCUCCAGGGACAAGGGUCAAGCAGGCAGGGGACUCUGGCCGGCUGAAGGCAAGGUGCUCCUCUGUUCAAGGGGACGAGGUGUGGAUCCAUUCCCCACCCCUCCCAAUCUGGACACCCCAUCUUGGUGGGGUGGGGGCGGGAAGGUCCAGUCCUGAGGAGGACCAGCAGCUGGGACCCUGGGUAAGAAGAGGUCGGGUCACUGCUGUCCUGGGAUGGGACACUGCACCCCAUCAGGUACCUGAGGGGUGUCAGCAGGUUGACGCCUGGGAGACAAGGUGGGGACCCCCCAAUAAGGUGCUCCCAGCACACCAGCUUGGCCGGGAGGCCGCUCCUGCCUGCCCUCCAGGGUCCCCUGUAGGGUUCCCUCCAGGGCAGGCCCGUGGGCGCCCUUGAGAAGAAUGUUGGUUGAAGAAGUCGGACGGCUCUGGCCACCCGCCCUCCCAGGGACCCAGCGGGCUGGGGUGGGAGUGGGCCAGGUGGGGGUCAGCAAGGCCUGGGGAGCGGAACGGAAGGGGGAUGGGGAGGCCGCGAGGGGCGGCAGCGGGAAGCUCGGGCCUGGGAUCCGGCGAGGGACGCGAGGCCCCGGAACACGCUGCGGGGCUGGGCCGGGUGUCGCCCCCGCCCCCGGGCAGCACGCGCAAGCCUCAGUCCUCCGUGCGUCCAGCCCUUCAGGGCGCCGCGAGGGGACCCUCCCCAUCGCGCAGUCGUGCCCCCACUCCUGCCCCCACUCCUGCCCCGCCCCUUCCGCCGAGGCCACGCCCCUCCACUCCAGGCCGCGCGAUCAUGGUGGUGCUAAAGGGCGUCCCGGCGCUGCUGUCCCCUGAGCUGCUCUACGCCCUGGCGCGGAUGGGGCACGGAGACGAGAUCGUUUUUGCAGACGUGAACUUCCCCACCUCCUCCAUAUGCAGGUGUGGCCCGGAGGAGAUCCGCGCUGACGGCCUGGGCAUCCCAGAGCUCCUGGAGGCCGUGCUGAAGAUGCUGCCACUGGACACCUACGUGGAGAGCCCGGCUGCUGUCAUGGAACUGGUGCCCAGCGACAGGAAGACAGGCCUUCAGACUCCAGUGUGGAGGAGCUACCAGUCCCUCCUGUCUGAGGCUGGCUGCACGAGCACCCUGGCGAAGAUAGAGAGGUUUGAGUUUUAUGCGCGGGCCAAAAAGGCUUUUGCUGUUGUAGCAACUGGGGAGGCCAGGAUGGCCAAGAGGGGAGAGGAGCCAAGGACCGAGCCCCAAGCAGGGAGUCUGCAAAGAAACACAGGACAGGCGACAAAUGGACCCAGCAGUAAAGGUGCUAGAAGCCUCAUCCAAGACAGAAGAGGAGAGGAUGGGAGACUGGUGCCUGGUCUGUGUGAGCGUGAUGCAAGUGUACAUGGUGUGUGUGUGUGGUGUGUGUGUAUGCAUGUGUGCAUGUGGUGUGCAGGUGCAUGUGUGCAUGGUGUGCGUGAUGUGGGCACGUGGUGUAUGUGUGCAUGGUGUGCAUGAUGUGUGCAUGUGGCGUAUGUGUGCACGCGUGGUGCGUGCACGUGUGGUGCAUGUGUGUGUGGUGUGGGCACGUGGUGUGUGUGUGCACGAGCAUGUGGUGCAUGUGUGCAUGGUGUGCGUGAUGUGUGCAUGUGGCGUAUGUGUGCACGCGUGGUGUGUGCAUGUGUGUGGUGUGCGUGAUGUGUGCAUGUGUAUGUGUGCACGCGUGGUGUGGGCACGAGCAUGUGGUGUAUGUGUGCAUGGUGUGGUGUGUGCACGCGUGGUGUGGGCACAUGUGGUGCAUGUGUGUGUGGUGUGGGCACGUGGUGUGUGUGCAUGGUGCAUGUGGCGUGCAUGGGUGAGCAUAUGUGUGUGUGUCUUGUUAAAAAACAAGACAACAGGCCCAAAAUGGAAUCGCUCACCCCAAGCCCCAGGUCUCCAACCCGAACCCUGAAAUGGAUCCUUAAAGCAGUGAGGCGGGAACGCACGGUCAGCCCUGGGUAGGUCAUCUGUCCGACAGGCCCCUGCUGUCCCCUGAAGAAAGGUCACCCUGCAAUGACCCACCGGCGUUUUGCUGCUGGAACUUCGUCCCGCUCCCUUCUGCCUGUAAUUCCUGUCUGCCGAAUGGGAUUCCACCCAAUUCUAAUUGAUUUUGCUCAAAUAAACCCAAAAUUUUAAUAUG
Messenger RNA from Mirounga angustirostris (Northern elephant seal), 3971 nucleotides. It is a transcript of the gene FUOM, whose product is annotated as fucose mutarotase. The coding region runs from base 2348 to 3310 and encodes 320 amino acids. Lineage: Eukaryota; Metazoa; Chordata; Mammalia; Carnivora; Phocidae. Gene Ontology annotation, biological process: fucose metabolic process. Gene Ontology annotation, molecular function: racemase and epimerase activity, acting on carbohydrates and derivatives; fucose binding. The record is from RefSeq and is a predicted model, not a curated record. The transcript has 6 exons.